GUCGCAUGCACGCAAUUCAUAUCUUCCAGGCGUUUGUCUGUCUCGGCAAUUUGAUCCUAGAGACCAACAAGGUCUUUUUAGCUGAUCGCGCAGUUAUUCUUUUAAACUCGCAGUCAAUUGUGUGCCCAUGCUGACAAGCACCUCGCUGUCGCAUCGGUGAUUGUCAAGCUUACUGUAGCUCCAAGUUCCAGGACAAGUACACCGCCGAGGACACGACUAAAGACGGGCCCCGAAGCUUAUCUGGUAGCUUUGCGUGUCUUGAGCUGCAGACAUAUGAUGCGACGGCCCGCUACGUACCUGCCUAUAAAAGUCGACCGCGCUCAUUAGAGACAAAGAAGGAAUGACAGCUCCCCGAGGAUGAGCGCGGAUCCUCUGUUACCCAUCGCUCCGGCGAGGGUAAAGGCCCUGGUCCUCCCCGUCGGCCAAAUCAGACGCCAGCGCUUCGCCUCCUUUCUGGAUAGGCUGGCCGCCGAACAGGUGGUUCAGCUGCGCGACAUCAGCCCAGAUGGCCGGCCGAACAGGAACAUGUUCUCGCCCCUGGCGUUCCCCGACGGUGCCAUGUUCUACGAGCUCACGACCCACUACCCGCACCCCUCCUACUUGACCCUCACGCCUUUCGACCUCUACCGCGAGCCCUUUGUCGUCAUUGCUGUUGCUGACGCUUCCGAGAUCGACCGCCAUGCCCUCAGCAAGAGGCAGUCAGGAGGGGGUCGGACCACCACUGAAAGAAACAUUAGGGGCUUGUACCAGGACCUGGAGGACCUACGCGACCAGUUCCCAAAGGUACUCGUGCACAGGCUGUUGCUUUUUGACUACGUGGAGAAUCCCGACGAACACGUUCCGAUCCCAGAAGACAUCACGACCAUACCGCCACCCCAGGACUGCAAGAGAACAACCAUGAGGACGGUCAUGUGUGACAUAGCGUCACAGCUCCUGGCCGAGAUGACCUCAAUGGCAAAGCAAUUCGAGGCACUCUCUUAUGUUGAUUCCCCAGGCCAGAUACCCACAGGACAGCCGAAUGGCCAGGACCCUAUGCACGCCAGACGGAACUCGCAGUUCUCGUUGCCUGGGGGGACCAACGGUGGACGUUCGAGCUCAGCUGCCGCAAACAACCGCAUGUCUAUGCCUGUGCUACCAAAAGGUUCAGGCUUUGGAUCCGCCGGUUCGACGCCGAUCAGGCCAUCUACGCCGGUAAAGAGCGGGCUCUCAAAUACGCCGAAUCUGGACGAUGGCUCAUCAGAGUUUAGCUCGGGCCCUCCGACGCCGGAGCAACCCAAUGCAGUACGGCCUGGUACCAAUGAGAACUUUAGGACAGUCAGUCAGGACAGGAUAUCAGUGCAAGGGUUUGGGUCCGGCGGGCUCAACGAGAGGUGGAGAAGCAAAGGCAAAGGCAGGGUGACCAUCAUCCUGGGGUCGUUAUACCUGCAGGCGGGGCGAUGGCCAGAUGCUCUGAACCACCUCACCGAGGGCGCUACCGUGGCCAGGUCGAUUAACGAUCACGUUUGGCACGGCAAGGCUCUGGAGCUGAUCGUGAUAUGCUUACUGCUACUGGGCUGGGCUGGUGUUGAGUUUCAGGUGCCCUCGGUGCUAUUGGCGCCGACCUCGGAAAAGACUUCUGCCAGCGCAGCAGCGGCCAUGGCCGCAGAUGAGAAGAACGCAAGUCCAACCCAGCCGCGGUGGUUUAGAAACUUGCAGGUCAUCCUGCCUGACCUGCUAGACCGCAUAAUUGCUCUAUAUUCAAGGAUAUCAGCUGAGCAUCUACCCCCCUUGCCAAUGGCCGAGGCUAUCAUCAGAUGCUCCAGGACCUUGACUGGGCUUCACCUGACUGAUGGCUGUCUCGAAGCCGACACACUUGGGCUCUUGGUUCUGGGGCGGGCGCCGACCAAAGUCUUGAGCUCAUCACCUCGGCUGACCGUGACUCCGUCCCGUACACUCAUCGUCAACAUGAUGUUCAAGGCAUUCCCAAACUCAUCAACCGAGAUGCUGAGCGCGGUCGAUCGAAUCGCGAUUUUAUCAGGCAUCGCAUCUGUCCUUGGCAUGCUAGGCUAUCAGAGGAAAAAGGCCAUGGUCAUCCGGGAGCUUGUCUCAGUAUUGAUAGGGGGCCUCGUUGAAGCUAGGACGCGUGGUGCGGCUGAGGUCGGCAUUCACCCUGCUGCAGGGCUCGCUGCAUUGAAUGGCGUCAGCGGCCACACGACAGGAGCUGCAGCCCUGGACCUUGGAGAGGGCGACAUUGAAGAAUCGAUCGACGUUUUUCUAGGUCUCUUGCUCAGAACAUAUGGCGUGGUCUCAUUCGAAAUGGAUACACUCGUAUCACCAACCAAAGAUAUGGAAACUGCUCAUACUGACGACGGCGCAGUCGUUAGGAUACAAAAACAGGCAGCGGCAAGAUUCUUUGGUAUACCUGCGCUCAAGCUCAAUAUCCUCAGAGCCUGCAUAAACUUCUCUGAGGCACUGCCAGACUUUAACGGGGUGCUGAAGUAUUCGAGUGAUCUGCUGCGGACUGCAGGCAGCGGUCUUGCACCUGGGCCGCGGCGUGAGGAUGCCGCGCCCAUAAUAUCUAGGGAUGAACAGGUGCGCCUCAUAACCAACAUACUGAAAACAUCUAGCCUCUCCCAGCGUCUUGGCAUGGGUGAAAUGCUGGCCGAUUUUUGGGACGAAUUCUUCCUUAGGGGUGUCAAGCUCGAGCCUCUGCCCCGGACGCGGGCAACGAUUGAGCAUAAAAAGAGUGAGCUUGCAGGUGCAUCGACGGCGCGCGAAUCCCAGGACGUUGAUCCUCUAAUUCACAACCCGUUCCUGAAGCCGCCCGACAAGGCAGCAGUAGAAAGUACCCUGGUUGCGUUCGAGCCCGCGACUUUCAAAUUGACUUUACAAAAUCCGUAUGAAAUCGAGGUUGAAAUUGAAAGCGUGCGGUUAGACACGGAAGGGGUCGAGUUUGAAUCCUCUGUCGACAGCGCCCUCAUUGGCCCAUAUCGCACGCAGAUACUUCGUCUAGUCGGCAUACCGAAGGCUGCGGGGUCUCUAAAGAUUACCGGCGCCAUCAUCAAAGUCAGGGGUUGCCGAGAGAGGAGGUUUCCUAUAUUCCCGAGCCCUUGGUCCCCAGAAGACCAACCAAAAGUCAAAGCUAUUGGGCUGGCAGCUUUGGAACAGCAUGUUUUGGAGCCGGCAUCCCAAGCCCCCAAGACUGACCACAUCUCGCUCAACGUCAUAGAUGAGCAGCCAGUUGUGGUUGUCAAGUCGACUUCGUUGGCCCAGUCUUCGGUUAUGAUCCUAGAGGGUGAAAGUCAAGUAUUCUCAGUCACACUGCAGAACCUGUCCAAGACAACCGCGGCGGACUUUUUGUUGUUUUCGUUCCAGGAUUCGACGCAGGAGCCUUUGCAAGCUGCAUUAAGCAAGAGGAAUGCCACCCCUCAGGAGCUAUACGAGUACGAGCUGAUAUUGGCGCGAAAGCAAGCUUUGCGUCUCAAGCCCAGAGCGGACCACAAGAGGUAUAUUGGUCCCGGAGAAGAGGCGACGUUUGAUUUCCAGAUCCUGGGCAAACCGGGGCUUACCGGCGGUAUUAUACAAGUGGAUUAUGCGCACCUUGGUGUACCACCGGAGGAUGUACCUGCCAAGUUUCACACGCGCCAGGUGGCCUUGCAGCUUACCAUUACGGUCAACGCGAGUGUCGAGUUGACGAGGGUUGACGUACUGCCUCUUCACGAAGGUAUCCCUCGGCCACUGCUUGAGACGGCCUUCCGCCGUGGAGAUGGUGCCAGUUCCCUAAAGGAAAUUCAAGAGAAAGUCUCGUCAGACGAUUAUUGCCUGCUAUUACUUGAUCUGAGAAAUGCAUGGCCCAGCUACAUGCAAGUCGAGCUGAGCACUGAGGACGGCGCUCUAAUAGAAGAGACGAUAUUGCCAGGGUACACGUCGCGGGUCAUGGUAUUACUCAAGCGGGUUUACUUGGAAGAUCCACAUGCAGCAGUCCCAACCUUGAACCCAGCACGGCAGCGUCAAUUUGUUGUAAGCACGACAAUAUCACCAGAAACGGAAAGAGCCAACCGAGAGGCGUUCUGGUACAGAGAGGAGUUGCUCAACCGGAUCAAGGGGUCAUGGCGGGCGACUUCUGGUACCAAUAGGCACGGCGCCAUCGAAUUGCGCAGCAUACGGCUGAGCCCGCGUAUGAUCGACGCGGUCAAGAUUGAGGACGUUGACAUUGACAUCUCAGUUGCGUCGCAAAAUCCCGGCGACGAUGAGAGCAAGAACGUCUUGUAUGUUGACGAAUUCUCGCGCCUCAACGUGCACAUCAUCAACCGGUCCGCGAAGCCCAUUUACCCGACGCUGCGGCUCAUGCCGGCCCUCUGCCACCGACCGCUCAACGUGGCGCUGGACUACACGAGAAAGUUUGGUUGGAUCGGGACACUGCAGAAGUCGCUGCCGCUAUUAGAGGCGCACGGGGAGACGAACGUCGUCAUGACCGUGGCCGCGCUCUGCAGAGGUCAGUUUGAGGUCACGGCAUCGGUGGAGGAGACGCAACUCUGGCGGGACGAGGGAGCGACGGCCAAGGGCAGCGAUGAAGGCGGCAGACCAAGAUCAGAUACGCAGACGCUGAUGGACGCGGUUUUGGGGGCCAGAGAGAGGAGGAUCUGGCACACUCGAAAGCCCUUCACUGUGACAGCUCUGGAUAGAGACGGAUGAAAGGAAAAACGAGCGACGAUAGCUCUGCAUUUUAGGGUAUAUAUUGAAAUAAUUUAUAUAACAGCAUUUACUGACAGGGGUUGGCUAUUGGAAACGAGCAAGAAAACAAAAGGGG
This is a messenger RNA of Pyricularia oryzae 70-15, 4789 nucleotides long. RefSeq lists its product as uncharacterized. The transcript is spliced from 2 exons. The coding region runs from base 358 to 4674 and encodes 1438 amino acids. Gene Ontology annotation, cellular component: trans-Golgi network. The record is from RefSeq and is a predicted model, not a curated record. Lineage: Eukaryota; Fungi; Ascomycota; Sordariomycetes; Magnaporthales; Pyriculariaceae.